Dryobates pubescens (Downy woodpecker) is the source of this 542-nucleotide messenger RNA. RefSeq names its product host cell factor 1-like. The annotation marks the transcript as partial. Lineage: Eukaryota; Metazoa; Chordata; Aves; Piciformes; Picidae. The transcript is spliced from 3 exons. The record is from RefSeq and is a predicted model, not a curated record.
GUGAUUGGCAGCAGCCCCCAGAUGAGUGGCAUGGCUGCCCUGGCAGCUGCCGCCGCUGCCACCCAGAAGAUCCCCCCGGCCUCUGCCCCCACGGUGCUGAGCGUCCCUGCCGGUGCCACCCUGGUCAAGACAGUGGCAGUGACCCCCGGGGCCACCACCCUGCCGGCCACCGUCAAGGUGGCCUCCUCCCCGGUCAUGGUCAGCACCCCUGCCACCCGGAUGCUGAAGUCGGCGGCGGCGCAGGUCGGGGGCGGGGCCGCGGCCGGGGGCGGGGCCGGGGGCGGGGCCGGGGCGCGGCCAAUCAUCACCGUGCACAAGUCCGGCACCGUGACGGUGGCGCAGCAGGCCCAGGUGGUCACCACCGUCGUGGGGGGGGUCACCAAGACCAUCACCCUGGUGAAGAGCCCCAUCUCUGUGCCCGGGGGCAGCGCCCUGAUCUCCAACCUGGGCAAGGUGAUGUCUGUGGUGCAGACCAAGCCUGUGCAGAGCUCCGCGGUCACCGGCCAGGCCUCCUCGGGGCCUGUCACACAGAUCAUACCGGG